This is a messenger RNA of Trichoplusia ni (cabbage looper), 4743 nucleotides long. It is a transcript of the gene Utx, whose product is annotated as lysine-specific demethylase 6A. NCBI's taxonomy places the organism in Eukaryota, Metazoa, Arthropoda, Insecta, Lepidoptera, Noctuidae. Gene Ontology annotation, molecular function: chromatin DNA binding; protein binding; RNA polymerase II cis-regulatory region sequence-specific DNA binding. Bases 157 to 3384 code for a protein of 1075 amino acids. Gene Ontology annotation, cellular component: MLL3/4 complex. The record is from RefSeq and is a predicted model, not a curated record. Gene Ontology annotation, biological process: regulation of gene expression. The transcript is spliced from 12 exons.
UUUGAGUCGUUUGACGUGUCGCGUCCCUAGUUGGUAUAUAACCGCGCCUUGUUUGCGUGAUAUUAUUUCCAAUUAUUGUUAAUCUUAAUACAGAAAUAUGUAAUAAAACCUUAAUUAGUACCGUUCCUUUAGAUUCCGGCAAGAUAUCUUGUGAAAAUGGAUGAAAAAGAAGAGUUGCAUCUAACCUCUCAGGAGUUGCAAGUUUUGUCGGAACUUGACAGUCGGCAGUUUGGUUUCUUGAAGUUACGGGGAACUGAACAUGGCAGGACUCGGGCUUUGGUGCUCAAGGCAGUCAAGUAUCUUGAAGGGAUGCUUGUUCAAGUCAAGGAAGAAGAACGGGCAUGCUCACCUGGAGCCAGACGAGACAUAUGCAUAGAUCCUAAAACUUACUGCAAACUGGGCCACUUUCACCUCCUCCUCGAAGAUUAUGCUAAAGCUAUGUCGGCGUAUCAAAAGUUCUACGCCCUGGAGCCUGAUAACUGGAAGGAUCCGCUUUUCUUAUACGGAUUAGGGCUGUGCUAUUAUCACUACAAUGCCUUUGAGUGGGCGACAAAGGCGUUGCAAAUGGCUCUGUACGUGUCGCCGGGGUUCACUCGCGCGGCGGACGCGCACCUGCGGCUGGCGCUGAUGUUCAAGGCGCGCCGGCACUGGUCCAUCGCCGCCGUGCACUUCAGGCGCGCGCGCCUCGCGCCGCACCAGGACGCCACCUUCACGCGCCUCGAGCUCAGCUUCCACGCCGCGCACCUACUUGAAGCACGGAGCUUGAGGAAAUCUGCCAGAGAUGCCUAUGAAAGACUAUUGAAAGAGCCACAGUUGUCGUCUACACUCAAAGCAGACGUGUGCAGACAAUUAGGAUGGCUUUACCAUCGUUGCGUGUCUCUGGGGGAGCCGGCGGGUCGCGCGCGUGCAGCUAUUUGGUGCCUGCAGCGCGCAGUCGCCGCCGAGCCCGACUCCGGCGCUGGCUUGUACCUACUCGGACGGUGUUUUGCGGCACAAGGAAAAGUUCACGAUGCCUUUAUAGCGUAUAGAAACUCGGUAGAGAAAUCGGAAGGAAACGCUGACACCUGGUGCUCUAUUGGAGUGCUUUAUCAACAACAAAACCAACCGAUGGACGCGCUACAGGCAUACAUAUGCGCGGUGCAAUUGGACAAGGGUCAUUCCGCGGCGUGGACCAACCUGGGCAGUUUAUACGAAAGUUGUCAGAUGCCUCGAGACGCAUUUGCAUGUUAUACUAACGGAGGGGCAGCCGCUACUGCGUCCCACUCGGCGCUAAGGCAGAGACUAGCUUUCCUGAGAGCACAUCUUGCACACGCGCCUAUGCCUUCUGUUACCGGAAAGCGUCGCCAAUUGCCUUCGAUUGAGGAAGCGUGGAACCUGCCCAUAUCUGCGGAGAUGUCGUCCCGGGCGCCCAAGGCCGCGCCGCCACCGUACCCGGGCAAGCGGCCGGAUGAGCCGCCGCCGCUCACGCAACACCAGCUGCAGACCCUACAGUACUUACAGAAGAACUCUAACAACUUAUCGCCGCAACAACAAGCUUUGAUGCAGCAGCUACUGUCGCAGUAUCGUCAAGCUCAGGCAGCGAGAGCGCGUGCGGUGACGAAAAGCGAAGGUAACGCGACCGGCGGCGACAAUGCUGAGUCGCUCGCUGAAGAUCUGCUCAAGAGAUUCUCCGAUACCCAGCCGGAGGUCAAGAAGGAGCCUGUUAGCACCGAUAAUACCAUUAGUGCAAGUAGUAACAACGAGGCUGUGCUGGGAUGCCGACAACCUGUCGUGAAGCUGGAGCCCCUCAAGACCGACCCGCUCAAACCCGUUACCUUCCACAUCGGCAUGAGUUCCAAAAACAUACUGGAUGCUUGCAAGGAAAACGCUGGCCCUCCAACAGCGUGGUCAGUGUUGGGCGACGGCUGCGGCCCUCCCGAACCGCCCGCCGUGCCUCCGCCGCGCCUCUCGGCCGAGCAGCUGGCGCCGCCUGCGCCAUUCGUCUACGUCGAGUCCAAGCGCGAUGCCUUCUCGCCGCAACUCCAGGACUUCUGUCUCAAACAUCCCAUCGCCGUGGUUCGAGGACUGACCGCCGCUCUCAAGCUCGACCUCGGCUUGUUCUCUACCAAGACCCUCGUUGAAGCGUGGCCUGAUCAUGCCGUGGAGGUUCGCACUCAGCUGAUGCAGUCCGCAGACGAGAACUGGGACCCCACCGGUCGAAGGCGGGUGUGGGCAUGCGCCUCGCACCGCUCUCACACUACGGUGCGCAAGUACGCGCAGUACCAGGCCGGCUCGUUCCAAGAGUCGCUACGAGAGGAGCGCGAGCGAGGUGGCGCGGCCACGGCGGCCGGCGGCGGCGCGCUAUCGGACUCUGACGGCCGCGAGUCCGGCUCGGGACCCGUCAAGCGACGCCGAGCCGCCCGGAUGCUUCGGUUCGGCACCAACGUAGAUCUCUCAGAUGAGCGCAAGUGGCGACCACAAUUGACAGAAUUACAAAAGCUUCCUGCAUUUGCACGUGUCGCCUCAGCCGCAAAUAUGUUAUCACAUGUCGGUCAUGUGAUUCUUGGCAUGAAUACAGUGCAACUUUACAUGAAAGUGCCUGGUAGCCGUACACCAGGGCAUCAAGAAAACAACAACUUUUGCUCGAUCAAUAUCAACAUCGGGCCCGGCGACUGCGAAUGGUUCGGUGUGCCAGACGCUUACUGGGGAGGCGUGCGUGAUCUGUGUGAGAGGCAUGGGCUAUCGUACUUACAUGGCUCUUGGUGGCCUGACCCAGAAGAGUUGCGCGCGCACGGUGUUCCUGUAUACCGCUUCACGCAGCGACCAGGAGAUCUCGUGUGGGUGAAUGCCGGCUGCGUGCAUUGGGUCCAAGCCACGGGUUGGUGCAACAACAUAGCCUGGAACGUCGGACCGCUGACGGCGCGUCAAUAUUCGCUGGCGUUAGAACGCUACGAGUGGAACAAGGUGCAGAACUUCAAAUCCAUCGUACCUAUGGUGCACCUGACGUGGAACCUGGCGCGCAACAUCCGCGUGUCGGACCCGCGCCUGCACCGCGCCAUGCGCACGUGCCUGAUGCAGACGCUGCGCGCGGCGGCGGGCACGCUGCAGGCCGUGCGCGCGCGCGGCGUGCCCGUGCGCUUCCACGGGCGCGCGCGCGGCGAGGCGUCGCACUACUGCGGCGCGUGCGAGCGCGAGGUGUGGCACGCGCUGCUGGUGCGCGAGCACGAGCGGCGCCACGUGGUGCACUGCCUGGCGUGCGCGCGCCGCGCCAGCCCCACGCUGGCCGGCUUCCUGUGCCUGGAGGAGCACCACAUGGACGAGCUGGCGCAGGUGCUGGACGCGUUCUCCCUGCACCGCCCGACGCCGGCCGCGCUGCCGCCCGCGCUGCUGCCGGUGCCCGACUGAGCGCGCGGCGCCGGCCUCUGGUUCUGGCUCCUCGUUCACUUCUCCGAGUCUUGUCGCAAGCGAUCCGAGUAGCGACGGCGUACAUGUAUUUAUUUUGUGUGCGAGUGUAUGAUAUUUUGGUUUAUGUAUGAGGUGAUGUUUUAUAUAUCGAGGUUAUGUUUCGGUGCGAAUGAGAGAUGGCGUCCUAUAAGCUAGAAUAUUUCGGGUCGGGUGUCCGUACUCGAUUGGCCUUCCACAGUUUUCUCACAGUAUUAGAUGCUAGCUAGUUCCGAUGAUUUAUGGUAAUUGUUGACGACUUCGUCAUUGUUGACCAAGAUAAAUUGUAUCAUAUGCACGUUUAAUCUAUUUUUACUAAGAUGCGCCUGAAUUUAAAGUUGUUGAGUGAUUGAAAUUAAUGAAAAUAUUUUGGUGAUAAAUGUAAUUUUAUAUUACGGAAACUUAUACAGUUUACACGCUCCUCGAUCACUUUUGUAAUUGUGCGAGAUAUUUGAUAUAAGAAGUCAAUUGUCGGCGACGACUUACCGAAGUAAUAGAAUGUACGUAUAAUGUUAUCAGCGGAGCGGGCGGCCUCGACGGCGUGUUAACGAUAAGCGUAGACGAGUAGCUAGCAAUGUUCGCAGGAGUAGAGAGCGGCCGCUCGCAGCCCGCUGGGUCUCAUGUGCUCACGUGUUCACCAUCACAUAAAUGUGUUAUUUUUGUAUAGAGGCAUAUUUAUUUAUUUUAACGUACUGUGGACCUUAGUUUCAUUUUAUAGACAGUCUUAGCAAAUAGUAGUGUUAAGUAAAAUUGCACGGAUGGAGACCCUACGUUUUAGCAGGGUCUGAAGAAUAGUGCUGCGAUGUCCCAAAGAAUGUUUAAAUGUACUUGUGUAGACAAAUGGAAAUGGAACGAUCAAUUGAGCGAUAUUGUUUCGAAAUUUCUUAAAUAAAUUGACAAAUUUGGGAUCUGAAGUUUAAAUUAAUUUUAUUUAGCUAGCAAGUUGACUUAUAAUUUCAUGAAUUGGACUGUAUUAAAAUUAAGCAUAAUUAACAAAAUUGUUUCUUGGAUUGAUGUAAAGUUAGGAUGGAUUAGGCAAGUAAGCUCAGGGUUGGCAGUAAAGCUGGACGGCUCACCUCUGACACUUGUCUGUUUGUUGUUUACUUGGAAGUUUUAUUGAUGUGUUAGUGACAUUCUAAUGUCAAGUGUAUUCAUUUUUUAAGUGUCAGAGGUGAGUAAAGAAUGAUGAAAGGGAUGUGUUGGUCAGAUUAUGUAUAGCGAUGCCGAAAUAUUUAUAAGUAUCUAAAUAAUAACACCACUGCCAUGUAUGACCUUACUGUUUAUACUGUAAAUUACAUUUGUAAUAAAGAAAUUUAAGUACGA